CGCCGCGGGCGCUGCGUUACGCCCUCGCCCCGACUCUGCAGGUCGGCGGAGCUGGAAGCCGCUAGCCCCGAGCAGGAGCAGCCGACCGAGGCCCGGAGAUGCCCGACCAGGCUCAGGCCGACGAGGGCGCAGCGGGCUGCGGCGGCGUAGUCGAGCUGAACGUGGGCGGCGUGUUCUACACGACGGGUCUGAGCACGUUGACGCGCGAGGCCGACUCGCACCUGGCCGGCCUGUUCCGGGACAAGCUGAGCCUCGAGCGCGACGCCAAGGGCAAGUACUUCCUGGACCGCGACGGCGUGCUCUUCCGCUACGUGCUCGAUUUCCUGCGCAACCAGGCCCUCGUGCUACCGGAGGGCUUCCGCGAGCGCGAGCGGCUCAGGCAGGAGGCCAACUUCUACGGACUGGCCAACCUCCAGAGGGCCAUCCAGGACUCGCCGCCGGAGCGCGUCUCCGUCAUGUCCACGGGCCAGAAGCGGGGCUUCAUCACGGUGGGCUACCGCGGCAGCUUCGCCUUCGGCCGCGAGGGCCUGGCCGACGUGCAGUUUCGCAAGCUGUCGCGCAUCCUGGUGUGCGGCCGCGUGGCGCUCUGCCGGGACGUGUUCGGCGAGACGCUGAACGAGAGCCGCGACCCCGACCACGGCGUGAGCGACCGCUACACCUCGCGCUUCUUCCUCAAGCACACCUUCAUCGAGCAAGCCUUCGACAUGCUGCAGGAGCAGGGCUUCCGGCUGCUGGCCAGCUGCGGCAGCGGCACGGCCGGCGGCGCCACCGCCGAGCUCAAGCCCGGCGUCGACCUCGAGGAGAACCGCUGGAACCACUACAACGAGUUCGUAUUCGCCCGCGACUAGAGCGCCCACGGCCCGCUUCGAAGCGCGCGGGCCCGCGCUCGAGACCAGUACUUUAAUCCGAGAAUAGACGGCCCGCUGAAUCGAUCGUUCCAUCGGCGAGAGCGCAUCGGAUCGGCCGGUCCGCGGCCCGGAUAGACGAGGCUGGCGCAAGCAACACGGAGCCCAGCGAAAUAUGCUCGUUGCGCGCGACGUCGCUACCGGCCAGACGAAUUUCGUAGCCAGCUGCAAAGACAAAGAGGGAAGGAGAGCUAGGAAUUAGAAUGCACAGAGGCG
Phymastichus coffea is the source of this 1121-nucleotide messenger RNA. RefSeq names its product BTB/POZ domain-containing protein KCTD12-like. The transcript is spliced from 3 exons. Gene Ontology annotation, biological process: protein homooligomerization. Lineage: Eukaryota; Metazoa; Arthropoda; Insecta; Hymenoptera; Eulophidae. The record is from RefSeq and is a predicted model, not a curated record. Bases 99 to 848 code for a protein of 249 amino acids.